GAGCAACUUCUUAGCUCCUUGGCUUUUCAUAAUUCAUAGUUUCGGGCUGAGCUUCUACAGAAUUGCAGAAAGAAACAAUAGCUGAAUUUAAAACAGAGGAACAUGAACAGUGAACAACCACAUCCUCAACUGAAACCAAAUGAGCGAGCAAUCAAAGAGACGAGCCAAACCAAGCACUGAUCCCUCUCUCUCUCUCUCUCUGGAUGCCCAUUCUCAAAACACCAACGGUCACAUACCAUCCAUCUCCCAGAUCCCCAUAACGGCCCAAGCUUCUUCAAUAAAACCCCAAGCCGUCAGAAACCCUCUUCUCAGACUUCGAAACCCCUUUCUUCCCCUGUUCUUUCUUUCUUUCUUUCCCAGUGUCCAUUGUCGGCAAUGAAGAACCCCAUUGUCUCUCUCCUUCUCUUUCUACUCCUCGGCGCCACGGUCCCCCUCCACGCAUCCCCCGCACCUCCCAACCGCUCCAUGGCCCAAGUCGGGGGCGUCACGUUGGAGCUGUGGUGCGUGGCCAAGAACAACGCCGACGACGGCGCUCUGCAGGGGGCGUUGGACUGGGCCUGUGGCCCCGGCGCCACCGACUGUAGGCCGAUCCAGCCCGGCGGGCCCUGCUACGAUAGCACUGAUCUCCAGCAGAGGGCCUCGUAUGCCUUCAACGACUACUACAUCAAGCAUGGCUCCAGUGACGACAGCUGCGACUUUGGCAGCACUGCCGCGCUGACUUCGCUUGAUCCCAGUUUUAGCAACUGCAAAUUUCCGUCCAGCACUACAGCGAACAAUGGUUCAAUAACAAUACAGGGAAUGGCGCCCGGUAUUGCAGAUAUGAGUGGUUGUAGUAAGAUGACUGGAAGAAGAUGGGGCUGGGCCAUAAUCAUUAUUCAUUUGGUCUUCACAAUUAUUCAUGGACUAUAGCGCUGGGGAGUGCCUGUCAUGGAGGGAAGCAAAAGCAAAAAGCUUUCCCUUCCAAAAAACAGGAUCAAUUUUUUUUAAAGAGAAUAUAUAUACUAGGUAUUUAGGUUCUGAUCGGGAAUUUUAUUAGUCUGCCAUAGUGAGGGAUCAUUAGAUGUAUUGCAAUUUCUGUUUAUUGUUUGCGAUACAUUUGGUGAAAUCAAUUUUUAAUUCAGUUUCAGAAUUGUGCAUUCAGCUUGUUGAAGUUAUCAUGGCUCGUUUUUUGGACAUUUUUUUUUUUUCGUUUGACACUCGUUAAUUUUGGAGAGAAAAAAGUGCUUUUGCACGGCUAAAUUCUUGUAAACUCUUCUUUGAAAUUAGAUAUGCCUGCUUCUCAUCAAGAAACUACUAUGUCAGCA
This is a messenger RNA of Malania oleifera, 1304 nucleotides long. RefSeq names its product PLASMODESMATA CALLOSE-BINDING PROTEIN 5-like. NCBI's taxonomy places the organism in Eukaryota, Viridiplantae, Streptophyta, Magnoliopsida, Santalales, Ximeniaceae. The record is from RefSeq and is a predicted model, not a curated record. The transcript is spliced from 3 exons. The coding region runs from base 376 to 909 and encodes 177 amino acids.